CAUAGAAUCUUAUUACUUAACUAAACAAACAGGAAAAAAAAAACUCUCUCUUGGCGUUUCUUUAAAAGCAUAAUAAGAUGAAUAAGCUCUUCAUUGUUUCUCUCUUGGCUCUGUUAAUGGUAACCUCUUAUCGAGCUGCAGGAGAAACAGCUUAUAGAGAGCUUGACAUUCUCGGAGAGCUUGAGAACCUCGACGUGCCUCAGGAUGAUAUUGACGAUGAUGUGAACUUCUUUGAUUUCUCUUUGUUUACAAGCCAAUUUUCUGGUAAGAAUCUGGUGAAUGUAGAUAGCUUCGGUGCAGCUGGAGAUGGAGUUUCUGAUGAUACUCAGGCAUUUGUAAGUGCAUGGAAGAUAGCCUGCUCUGCACCAAGAUCCGUGUUAUUGGUUCCACAAGGACGAAGCUAUCUAGUAAAUGCAACGAAAUUCAAUGGUCCAUGUCAAGAAAGUUUGAUUAUUCAGAUUGAUGGAACAAUAGUGGCACCAGAUGAUCCCAGCCAAUGGAACCCGAGAUUCCAAAGGGUUUGGCUCGAGUUUUCCAAACUCCAAGGAGUUGUAUUCCAAGGAAACGGAGUUCUUGAUGGCUCAGGUACCAAAUGGUGGGCUGCUUCUUGCAAGAAGAACAAAUCAAACCCUUGCAUAGGUGCACCAACGGCACUAACUAUAGAAUCAAGUUCAAAUGUGUAUGUGAGAGGCCUAACAAUCCGUAACAGCCAACAGAUGCAUUUGAUCAUAGCUCGGUCGAAUACAGUUAGAGUCUCUAGAGUUAUGGUCACAUCUCCAGGAGACAGUCCAAACACUGAUGGAAUCCACAUUACCGCAUCAACUAAUGUUAUAGUCCAAGACUGCAAAAUCAGCACAGGAGAUGAUUGCGUCUCAAUUGUGAAUGCAAGCUCUAGGAUAAAGAUGAAGAAAAUCUACUGUGGACCAGGUCAUGGAAUCAGCAUUGGAAGCCUUGGAAGAGGAAACUCUACAGCAACCGUAUCAGCUAUUGUGUUGGACACUGCGGUUUUAAAGAACACAACUAAUGGUCUAAGAAUCAAGACAUGGCAGGGUGGUAAUGGUUACGUAAAGGGUGUACGUUUUGAGAACGUAGAGAUGCAUGACGUUGCAAAUCCAAUUAUAAUCGAUCAGUUCUACUGUGAUUCACCAUCAACUUGUCAAAACCAGACAUCGGCAGUUCACAUAACGGAGAUAAUGUACAGAAACAUAACCGGAACCACAAAAAGCAAAAACGCCAUCAAGUUUGCGUGCAGUGACGCAGUCCCUUGCAGCCACAUUGUACUCAACAACGUCAACUUGGAAGGUAAUGAUGGAAAAGUUGAAGCGUAUUGUAACUCAGCUGAAGGGUUCGGUUAUGGAGUGGUUCAUCCCUCUGCUGAUUGUCUGGAUUCACAUGACGAUAAGAGCUUGGACCAAACUCAGUAUUUGUCGGAAACUGUUUUGGUCGGUGAAGAUGCUCUAAAUGCUCACGACGAGCUUUAAGGUGACCGGAUUUUGACGGCUGUAGUAGUGAGAGGGUUGCUGUACACGUAAUAUAGCUGUACCAAUUCAUCUUAGCAACUGACAUAUAUUUAUAUAUAGCUUCUAAAUGAAGCACAUACAAUGAGAUUGACAAGCAUUGUAGUAUUUGGUAUAAUAAAAUAAAUAAUCUAUCUAUUUUUGUAACA
Raphanus sativus (radish) is the source of this 1666-nucleotide messenger RNA. Its product is annotated as probable polygalacturonase At1g80170. Gene Ontology annotation, molecular function: polygalacturonase activity. Bases 78 to 1481 code for a protein of 467 amino acids. The record is from RefSeq and is a predicted model, not a curated record. Lineage: Eukaryota; Viridiplantae; Streptophyta; Magnoliopsida; Brassicales; Brassicaceae. Gene Ontology annotation, biological process: carbohydrate metabolic process. The transcript is spliced from 9 exons.